Molecule: messenger RNA, 3330 nt
Organism: Brachypodium distachyon (stiff brome)
Lineage: Eukaryota; Viridiplantae; Streptophyta; Magnoliopsida; Poales; Poaceae
Product: ubiquitin carboxyl-terminal hydrolase 23
Exons: 11
Coding region: 228-3044 (938 amino acids)
Biological process (GO): protein deubiquitination
Cellular component (GO): cytosol; nucleus
Molecular function (GO): cysteine-type deubiquitinase activity; cysteine-type endopeptidase activity
Source: RefSeq, a predicted model, not a curated record
CCCAGUCUCCCCCCUCUUUCGUCCCCGCGGCAAGAACGGCGGCUGGACCCAAAAAAAACACAAAAAAAACAGAGCACCACACCAAUUUCCACCUCCCUAUCGAUCGAAGCCGCGGAUUUUAAUCCGAGAAAUUUCCCCCAAAGUCAGAGCAUCGUCGAUCCCUCGCCUCCCGAUCUCAGUGCGCUGCUCGGCUGCCGCUCGGGCGCGCUCAAGGAACCCUAGUGAGGAUGGCGGAGGUGUCCACGGCGGCGGCGCCGGCGGCGCCCGAGGGGGUGCUGCACAGGAGGAUAGAGUUCCACCUCGCCAGGAAGCCUCAUGCGCCCGUGGCCCUAGGUGGAGGCGGGUUUCGAAUGGAAACCCUGAAUCCGGAUGCCGCGGAUGGGGCGGCAGCGGCGGCGGCGGCGGCGGCGAGGAGUGAGCUCGAGGUCAAGAGGCCGGAGAAGGCGGAGGCAGCUGCGUUGGAUCCGGAGCUCACCGUGGCCAGGAUCUACCUUGGGAGAAUUGGUGCUGGUCUGCAAAAUCUUGGGAACACUUGCUACCUCAACUCGGUUCUGCAAUGCUUGACAUACACGGAGCCGUUUGCAGCAUACCUGCAGAGUGGACGGCACAAGUCUUCAUGUCGUACUGCUGGAUUUUGUGCAUUAUGUGCUCUUCAGAACCACGUCAAGACUGCUCUACAAUCAACUGGAAAAAUAGUGACACCAUCACAAAUUGUGAAGAACUUGCGCUGCAUUUCUCGUAGUUUCCGCAAUUCGAGGCAGGAAGAUGCACAUGAGUUAAUGGUUAACUUGCUUGAAUCCAUGCAUAAAUGCUGUUUGCCUUCUGGAGUACCAAGCGAGUCUCCGAGUGCUUAUGAGAAGAGCUUAGUUCACAGAAUAUUUGGUGGCCGCCUAAGAAGUCAGGUGAAAUGCACAAGGUGUUCUCAUUGUUCCAACAAAUUUGAUCCUUUCUUGGAUCUCAGUCUUGAUAUUGCCAAGGCCUCAAAUUUGGUGAGAGCACUUCAAAAUUUCACUGAGGAUGAACUACUCGAUGGGGGUCAAAAGCAGUAUCAAUGUGAGCGCUGCAGGCAGAAAGUUGUAGCAAAGAAAAGGUUUACAAUUGAUAGAGCUCCAAAUGUUUUGACAAUUCAUCUGAAGCGCUUUAGCCCUUUCAAUCCUCGUGACAAGAUUGACAAAAAAGUGGAUUUUCAACCGGUUCUAGACUUGAAACCAUUUGUUAGUGAUUCUAAAGUAUCAGAUUACAAAUACAGCCUUUAUGGUGUUUUGGUUCAUGCUGGUUGGAAUACUCAAUGUGGUCAUUAUUAUUGCUUUGUUCGGACUUCUAGUGGGAUGUGGCACAAUCUUGACGAUAAUCAGGUACGCCAAGUUCGUGAGGCAGACGUAUUGAAACAGAAAGCCUAUAUGUUAUUUUAUGUACGCGACAGAGUUGUUGACACGGUGGCGCGUAAAGACCCUCCUAAUGUGCCUGUAAAGAAAAUGAACCCUGGGAAGAUCUCAUGUCUUAAUGGUGGAAUCCAAAGUGGUGCAAUAGAAGCAAAAUUGAGUGGUCUGUCAUCUCCUUCUGUAGAUAAGAAGCUGCAGAGCAUAAGCAUUGGCCACUCUGGUGUUGGCAGUAUGACUUCAGUAGACCGUUGUUCAAAUAAUGAUGGCAAAACUGAAAAUCCUGCAGCCUCUCAAAACACUAUGCUAUCUACAGCACAGAAAGGUCCUUUAUCCCAAAAUGAUGAUGCUACUUUGUCAACUAAAUCAAAGCAAGUUGCUUUGAGUGAUCAUAAAGAGACAUCUUCACCAUGUCAAUCUGCAUCUCUUAUCUCAGCGAGCGGCAAUCAAACAAUGGCUAAGAUGUCAUUGCAGGAACCAAUGACUGGUGGUGCAUUUACCAAGCUCGGAAACAAUACUUCUGUUGCCUCACCUAUCGUGAGUAGUCCUCCUGGACUGUUUGGGGCAGAAAAACAAACUUUUUGCUCUCAACCAACUAUAUAUGCCAAGCAAACUUUCAACGUGAAUAAUACAGACACUGGAUUUACUGCACAAAAUCUCCCAACUAAGGAUGGUAUUGUAUCAAAUGGGGUCAUCCCUAGCAUUAGCAGUGGGGGUCCAACUUGCAGUGAGAAAGUGAAUGACUUGACAGAAUCUCUGAAACGAGAUGACAGUGCAGUGAAGGAACUUUCUAUGAGCAAGAAGGAGAACACCAUAGUACCAGGACUUGAACAAGUCGAUGUUGAAAAACAAGCUGAUUCAUGUAAUGGAAGAAUGGCUAGAAGGGUGGACACAAAGCCAACUAAACUUGUGAGAUAUCCAGUAGUGAACUUCUGGCUUGGACCAAGAUCACUGUUACUAGGUUCACUUAAGCUACAAAAGAAAAAGAAGCACAAGAGAACCAAAAGACGCCAUGCAGUUUAUAAGGACGUGGAAAUUGCUGACUGUUCUGGUGCUAACACCAAUGAGCAGCAGGCAUCAACAUCAGCAACUGUGUCAUCUGAAACUGCACAAUGUACACCUCGUAAGCGGAAACAUUCCUAUGCUAGUGUAAGUUCUGAAAAUGAUACCGAAGCAUUGAAAAAGAGGCAGCAAGUUGUUGGAGCUAGUGAUGCUGGUGAUCACAACAUAGAUAUCAGAAAAAGAAAUAGUGCAAGUUCUGGCGGCGCCGAGCCUCCAAAGAUGGGUUCGAGCUCUUAUGCAAAUCAAGCACAUCCAAGAAACAAUAUAGAUGCAAGCACGGGAGCCACCUCCCAACAUGUUGCUAUUCAUUUAAAGGACUUGAGCGGAGAAGUUACUGUUCCAUGCUGGGAUGAUGUUGGUGUGCGGAACACUGAGACUGGCGAGUGCAAAAGUUCAGGGAGGAGGAGCAUUGGAUAUGUGUUAGAUGAAUGGGAUGAGGAGUAUGACCGCGGAAAGACAAAGAAGGUCAGAAAAGCGAAGGAAGACAACUAUGAUGGGAUGAACCCCUUCCAGGAGGAGGCCAACUCUGUAUCUGAUCGAAAGACGAGACGAAAAGCGUUCCAAGCCAGACUUCUGAACAAGCCUGCCAGAUCACAUCACUAGAUGACUUGAAGAUAUGAGAACCCAAGAAGGCGUAGAAAAGAAAAAAUGAUGUUGUAUGACCCAUUUUUCAGUAGAUCAUUCCUUGUCUCUUAUUCACCUUGUUGUUUGUCAUCUAUCUGAAGAUAAAAACUCUCCAUCAGAACCUGUAUCUUGUAACAGAUUUUGUAUCGUGAUAGAAACCUGGAUCCUGUUGUCAUUUUUUGGGAACAAUUUCUGUCCCUGUUUCUCUAGCAAUACUAUGAUGAAUAAUGAUAUAUAUACAAUGGCAUUUUUGAUCUGGUAAAAA